AUGUCCAGCACCAUGAAGGGCUUCCUCUUUGCUGUCAUCAUCGUCCUGCUCACGGUUGCAGCUGUAGAAUCCCAGAAUACACUGAGCUGUGUACAGUGUAAUUCACUGAAGGAGGUCUGUGAUGCAAAAGAUGCCACAGAGUGUCCCUCAAGUGCCACCAUCAGCUGUACAAGUUUCUCAACCAACUUUUAUCAUGAAGGAAACUCUACAUGGUAUGAGGAUCAUGCCUGCUCUGAAGAGAACUGCAGUAAGACCACGGUUGAGCCUUUCACGGUCUACGUAUCUGAAACAGAAAUCUUCCACUUUGAAAGCCAGUGUUGCCUAGGAGAGGCAUGCAAUCAAACCAGUAAUACCACCGCUCCUCCACAACAAGAGAUGCCCAGAAACAUAGAGUGCCCUGCGUGUUAUGGAGAUAAUGAAACUUCCUGUAAUGAAACCCAGAAAUGUUAUGGAGAAAGAUGUGUCAGUAUGAUUGCAGAAUUUAUAAAUGAGACGACAACGCUUGUGCUGAAAGGUUGCUCCAAUGUCAACAUCUCCACCUGUGAAUUCCUGGGUGCUGAGAAUCGGACGUUCAGAGGAGUCACUUUCCGAAAGUUUGAGUGUGCAGACAACUCCUCAAGAACCACUACCCCUACGCCGGCCACCACCGCUGGCACUGGCUCUCAAGCCUCCUUCACACCCUUGGCCCUAGCCAGCAUCCUCCUGCUAAGGCUGCUGCUCUGA
Messenger RNA from Budorcas taxicolor (takin), 723 nucleotides. RefSeq names its product LY6/PLAUR domain containing 8 (gene LYPD8). NCBI's taxonomy places the organism in Eukaryota, Metazoa, Chordata, Mammalia, Artiodactyla, Bovidae. Gene Ontology annotation, biological process: defense response to Gram-negative bacterium. The transcript has 5 exons. The record is from RefSeq and is a predicted model, not a curated record. The coding region runs from base 1 to 723 and encodes 240 amino acids.